AUGGUACGGUUUGGUGAAUGUGGAAAGUUAAACCCACGGUACAUUGGUCCCUUCGAGAUUCAGGAGAGGAUCGGAACUGUUGCAUACAAGCUGAAACUUCUAGAAGAACUUAGCAGUGUUCACGACACGUUUCACCUGUCUAAUCUCAAGAAGAGUCCAACUCAAGAAACAGUCGUCAUUCCCGCAAACGAGAUUCAUGUCAAUGACAAACUCCAAUUUACUGAAGAACCUAUUGAGGUUACGGACUGGAAAAUCCACAAAACACGGAGAAGUCGUAUUAAACUUGUCAAAGUCCGUUGGAAUUCACGUCAUGACCCAGAGUUUACUUGGGAGCGUGAAGACCAAAUCAUGUCAAAGUAUCCGCAUUUGUUUCACAACUCCCCUGCAACCGGUAACGCAGCUUGA
Helianthus annuus (common sunflower) is the source of this 405-nucleotide messenger RNA. RefSeq lists its product as uncharacterized. The transcript has a single exon. Lineage: Eukaryota; Viridiplantae; Streptophyta; Magnoliopsida; Asterales; Asteraceae. The coding region runs from base 1 to 405 and encodes 134 amino acids. The record is from RefSeq and is a predicted model, not a curated record.